AUGGCUAAAACACGUCGUGAAUGUACCGAGAUCAAAGCUUCUUCGAAGCGUGGUAAACAACAAGAGUCAACAGAUUUCAAUACAUGGUUUGCCGAUGCAAGCCAACUAGCAGUAUGUGCAGCAGUCUACGUUCUAGUCACCUACAACGAUGGGAAAACAUGUCAUAACCUACUAGUUUCAAAGUCUCGUGUAGCCCCGAAGAAGGUUUCUAUACCAAGCCUAGAACUUGUUGCUGCCCACACGCUCGCCAAGCUGCUAGGUCAUGUGAAUCACUCCCUCAGUUCGUUGGAUAUUCUGAAGGAAAAUCAAUUGUGGUCGGACAGUUUGACAGUCUUGUACUGGUUGGCAAAUAUGGGAACAUCUUCUAUGUACGUGCGGAAUCGAGUGAAAGCAAUCCAUGAUCUGGGGAAUUUCACCUGGGAUUAA
Molecule: messenger RNA, 426 nt
Organism: Paramuricea clavata
Lineage: Eukaryota; Metazoa; Cnidaria; Anthozoa; Malacalcyonacea; Plexauridae
Source: the annotation of a GenBank genome assembly